AUGGACAAAUCGAUAAAGCGCGGCCUCAACGACAGGAUAUACGACAAGCGGAAGGCGGCGGCCCUGGAGUUGGAACGCGUGGUGCGCGAUUCACUAAGCACGGGCGAUACAGAAAAGAUUGUCAACAUCAUUAAACAACUGAGAAACGAGUAUGCGUAUGCCGUGCACCAGCCAAACGCUAGAUAUGGAGGUCUGAUUGGCCUGGCGGCUGUUGCUAUUGCUUUGGGCCAGAAUGAAGUUCCAAAAUACUUGGAAAGCAUCAUGCAUCCUGUCCUUGCCUGCUUUGGAGAUCAGGACUCCAUGGUGCGCUACUUUGCGUGCGAGGCACUUUACAACAUUGCCAAAGUGGCCAAGGGGGAAAUUCUGGUAUACUUCAAUGAAAUAUUUGACGUCUUGUGCAAAUUGGUGGCAGAUGUGGAGAUGAGCGUGAAGAACGCAGCAGAUAUAUUGGACAGACUCAUCAAGGAUAUCACCAGUGAAAAGGCCGCUACGUAUGUGUCCGUGCUUGCGAAACCUGUGGAGCCGCCGUCCGCUAAGGUGGUAGAUCAGAAAGGGAAAACAUUGCAGGUUUACGAGCCACAGCUGCCAAAGGCGUUCUCGCUGGAGAAAUUCAUCCCGUUGUUGAAAGAACGCAUGUACGCAACGAACCCCUACACGAGAAUGUUUCUUGUUUCGUGGCUCCGACUCCUGGACUCGAUUCCGGGCCUGAACCUGAUCUCCUAUCUACCUUCGUUCCUGGAUGCACUUUUGUCUUACCUCAGUGCCACGUUGGAAGACGUUCGCGUGGUGACGGAAAACUUCCUCAAACUGCUGCUCCAUGAGAUCCAAAAAGUGUCCGAAAUCAAGAAAAUGGUUUCUCAGGAAAAGGCAGACGACAGCAAGGAAAAGGACCUGUAUAUUCCUGGCCAGGACAUUGUCAUUGAUUAUCCAAAGAUCAUCGAUCUGCUCAUCACCUCGCUCGACUCGACGGAAGAAUUGAUCCAGCUAGUUGCUCUGCAGUGGCUGGUGGCUCUGUUGGAAAUUUCUCCAGAGUCGUUCAUUGUGUUCAUGGCCAAAUUGCUCGCUGUGCUGCUCUCCACCAUCUCCCAUUCCAACAAACAGCUCCGAGAUAUUUCCGUUCUUCUCAACUCGAAGCUGAUGGAGCUGGCAGCCAACAACCAUUACGACAUAAAUUACACGCUCAUUGUGAACCAACUGACACUGCAGUUUCUGAACGAGAAAGAAAGCACGCGACUUGCCUCUCUUGACUGGCUGAUCAUGCUGCACGAAAAGGAUCCAAUCAAGUUCCUUGAGCAUUCAGACAACACCUUUGUCACUCUGCUGAAAGCCAUGAAUGACCAAUCGGACAAGGUCAUUAAUAAGGAUCUCGAACUGCUGUCCAAGAUCUCCAACCAGACCGACGACAGAUAUUUCCAGUCGUUCAUGGUGGAUCUGCUAAAUCUGUUCAAACGCGACCGUAAACUGCUGGACACACGCGCAGAUUUUAUCAUCAGGACCGUGUGUAAGUCCCUCGAUGCUGAGCGGAUCUACAAAUCGCUGUCCAAGGUUUUGAGCGAGGAGGAGUCAAACCUCGGCUUUCUAUCCAUUAUGAUCCAGAUUCUCAACAACAACCUCAUCAUAGCUCCCGAACUGACGGCUCUGCGCCAAAAGCUGAUUCGCGGAGACGACUUCGAUCUGUUCAAAACGCUGUUCAAGUGCUGGUCCUUGAAUUCUGCCUCUGUGCUGUGUCUGACGCUUCUGACCUCCAACUACAAACUCAGCUACAAGAUCGUGCUUGAUUUGGCCAACUACGAGGUCUCGCUAAACCUGCUCAUCCAGCUUGAUCUGCUGAUCCAGCUUCUCGAAUCGCCAGUGUUUGCACGUCUCCGACUGGACCUACUCAACCCGCAGAAGAAUAAAUAUUUGUUCAAGUGCCUGUACGGACUGCUGAUGCUGCUACCUCAGUCCAACUCAUUCCGAACCUUGCAAAAUAGACUCAAUUCGAUCACUCCGAUCGUCCAUCUCCAAUUCGAGGACGACCACGACGAGAAGCCGUCGCGAGACGACGCAGAGUUGCUGGGCUAUUUUGACGGAUCUCAGAAAAGACUCAACAACCUGAAAUCCAGCCAGUCGUUCGAUAUCAACUCGAACUUCAGCAACCAGCUCAUAAUCAAAGACUCGGGUACCGAUCUUUCGAAUUUGGUCAACGAAGAGGCCACCACCGUGCACGCGCCAAAGAAAAUGGACUACAUUACCAAGUUUUCCGGAAGACUGAAGAAUAACAAAUAG
Molecule: messenger RNA, 2268 nt
Organism: Ogataea parapolymorpha DL-1
Lineage: Eukaryota; Fungi; Ascomycota; Pichiomycetes; Pichiales; Pichiaceae
Product: Protein involved in regulated synthesis of PtdIns(3,5)P(2)
Exons: 2
Coding region: 1-2268 (755 amino acids)
Biological process (GO): positive regulation of kinase activity; phosphatidylinositol biosynthetic process
Cellular component (GO): endosome membrane; fungal-type vacuole membrane; PAS complex
Source: RefSeq, a predicted model, not a curated record